AUUAAUGAACACGAGUGUAUACAUAAAUGUUGUGUCUACAGUGUAUUUAUUAAAUAAAAAUAGAGAAUUGAGUUGUCAAACAAUCAGUAAUAACGAUGAAAGAAUGGAAUAUUUUAUCAAAAAAUUAAAUAUUUAUUAUAAAAUAUUUUAAAACACUACAAAAUCUAGAAUGGUCACUAAUGUUUGUGGUAGAAUAUGACUCCAUUAGAUAAUAUAUUUUCAAUUUAUUCUAAGUGUCAACAUGAUCAACAUUUUCUAAGAUUUAGCUAAAACUAUGCCAUUCGUAAAUUGAUCAUCAUGAAAUCAGUAUAUAGAUUCAUUAUUAUAUUUAUUGUUUUUAUUAGUUUAGUUAUUUUUCUCAGUUUCUCUAAUCAAUUUUCAAAUCAAAUUUAUGAUGAGAAAAAACCUAAAGAAUCUUCAUUAAUAUCAAAUGUGCAUAUUAUACCUGAUGCUGAUGUUCAAGAAGUUACAAUAUGUGUGGUCGUUUGUGGUGACAGAUUGGAUGAAUCUCUUACAAUGUUCAAAUCAGCUCUAAUAUUUACUAAAAGACAAUUAAAAUUGAUUGUUAUCACAGAAAACAAUUUAAUAGAUCAUUUUGACGAAAAACUUAGUGAAUGGAAACUUAUGACGAAUAAUUCAUUCACAUACGUUUUGAAACCAAUCAAAUUUCCUGAAAAAAGUGAUGCUUUAAUGUGGAAAAAAUUAUUUAAACCAUGUGCUGCUCAAAGACUUUUUCUACCGACCGUACUCAAUGACACUGAUGCAAUUCUCUACGUUGAUACUGAUACGCUUUUCUUAGCUCCACCAGAAAUAAUUUGGGAUGAGUUUAAGAAGAUGAAUUCUACUCAAUUAGCAGCUUUAAGUCCAGAACAUGAAGAUCCAAACACUGGAUGGUAUAAUCGUUUUGCUAAACAUCCAUAUUAUGGUAAACUUGGUGUAAACUCAGGUGUUAUGUUAAUGAAUUUAACACGAAUGAGAGAAUUCAGAUGGACUGAUUAUGUGAUUCCAAUUCAUAAAGAGUAUAAGUUGAAUAUAACUUGGGGUGAUCAAGAUAUAAUCAAUAUCAUUUUUCAUUAUCAUCCGGAGAGAUUAUACAUUUAUACAUGUCGCUUUAAUUAUAGACCUGAUCACUGUAUGUACAUGUCUGUAUGUACAGACGCUGAAAAUCAUGGUGCUUUAGUUAUUCAUGGGUCUCGAGGUACUUUUCAUUCACAAAAACACCCUCCAUUUCGGGCUGUAUAUCAAGCAAUACAAGAAUAUCAGUUUAAUACUGACAAAUUUGAAAAUUUAUUUGUACCAAUGCAAAAUUAUUUAAUGAUGGAGGAUAACUCAAAUUGUGGGAAAGUUAGAAAAGUAUUUAUUAAACAACCUGAAUUACAUUUAAGCAGGAACAAAUUUAUUUCUCGAUAAAAUAUGAUAUCAUUAAAAAAAAAAAAAUUUUUUUUCAAUGCUCAAGUAUAUUAUAGUUUGAUU
Molecule: messenger RNA, 1473 nt
Organism: Chelonus insularis
Lineage: Eukaryota; Metazoa; Arthropoda; Insecta; Hymenoptera; Braconidae
Gene: shams
Product: glucoside xylosyltransferase 1 shams
Exons: 2
Coding region: 298-1410 (370 amino acids)
Biological process (GO): protein O-linked glycosylation via N-acetylgalactosamine
Molecular function (GO): UDP-xylosyltransferase activity
Source: RefSeq, a predicted model, not a curated record